UUUCAUAAUGAGACUGUAGAUACCUUAUUUAUCACAUCAAACUUUGCUAUUUUUUGAUUUGAACCCAUACAACACAUUUUGCUUAUAAUAUUAGCUUAUCAAAAACAUCAAUAAUCAACUAAAUAGAAGGUACAACUUAUCCAUCAAUUUCAUCAUUCAGUCUAUCAGAAGCCAAACAUGGAUCAUCAAUCAACUUUAUUUGCUCCUGGAAUAGGUGGUACAGUUCGUGGUUCAAGAUCAAGGAUAAUGUCAUUUUCCAAUUUCAUUGAUAGGGGGAAAAAGAGUGGUAGACUAUUGUUUGGUGGUUCAUCUAGAGACUCAAGCCAAGUAGAUCUCAACAAUAGUGGGACACACAGUAAAGAGCAGACAUCAGCUAAUGCUACUAAAUUAUCACCCAACAGUCAACUUCCAACUUUGGUUACAAGUAUCCGUGCUACUGUUGUUGGUAAUUCUUCAUCACAAGAUCAACCAAAUCGUAAGCCAUUGCUUAACCAUAACUUCGAAAAUAAGGCAACAACAACUAAAGGAGGUCCAAACAAGUUCCACAUGAAACCGCUUACUAAAAAGAUCGAGGCUAAAAUGAAAGAAUUUGUUCUUGAUGAUGAAUAUGCUGACGAUGAAGAAGUUGAGAAAAUCCAAACAAUAGGCCCAAGUAAAUUUAUUGAAAGAAAAUCAAAACCAACAACACGUGAAUCAAUAGAAAUAGCUGAUGCCACCACACCUGAUAGUAAUAAUUCAAAAGACUUCCAGCAAAAUUUCAUUGGAAGAAGAGUGGUUCAAUUGAGUAAUCUUUCACCGUUUGUUGGUAUUAAGUCAAUUAUUGCACAAAUAACUGGUGGUCCUUUGGAGAAGAUUGUUAUAUUAUCCAACAGCCUUGCAAUAAAUAAUAACCGUUUCACUGGAGCUCCAAAUAGAAAUCCAAGUUUAGAGUUAUGGUUUGUAAAGCCUGAUGAUGCUGAAAGUUUUAUGAGAUUUAGUUUGAGUGGAAUGUUUCUUAUCAAUGGAUUUCAUUAUCAACCUCAAUGGGCACCUCCACAUUCACUUUUAAGAUCUCAAGAACCAUACCAUAUUCCAUUGAAACCAUUUAUUCUAGAAGAAGUUGAGCAGACUGGAGCACGUCGUUGUUUAAUACUAAAGAAACGAGCUGGGUCAUCCGCUGGUAGAUCAUCAAGACAUUAUCCAUCUCCAAAAUCACAUUUAUCAGAAUUGAGCAUUCCAAUAAUUCAUCAGGACUUCCAUGAAUUUGGUGAGAUUUUAGAAAUAACACCAGUUAUUUCAAGGAAGCUUUGUGUUGUAAUUCAUUAUUUCCACAUUGAAGGAGCAAUUAGGGCCAAGAAAUGCUUUGAAGAUAGGAAUUCAGAGUUUUAUCAGAAAUAUAGCCAAUGGUCUCUAUGGUAUGGUAAAGAUCCAGUUGAUAAACCUUGUAUAAAUAUUUGAGCCUGGUUUCCUUUGACUGAACGUGUAGAUUGAGCUCAGCAGCAACAAUACCAGUAGCAGCAAGCAGGCUCGAAUUCAAGCAUCAUCUUCAACUGGAUUCAAUUGAUUUCA
Hansenula anomala is the source of this 1548-nucleotide messenger RNA. RefSeq names its product Ssp2p (gene SSP2). Lineage: Eukaryota; Fungi; Ascomycota; Saccharomycetes; Phaffomycetales; Wickerhamomycetaceae. The record is from RefSeq and is a predicted model, not a curated record. The transcript has a single exon. Bases 178 to 1437 code for a protein of 419 amino acids.